Molecule: messenger RNA, 2599 nt
Organism: Erythranthe guttata (spotted monkey flower)
Lineage: Eukaryota; Viridiplantae; Streptophyta; Magnoliopsida; Lamiales; Phrymaceae
Product: UDP-Glycosyltransferase superfamily protein
Molecular function (GO): glycosyltransferase activity
Source: RefSeq, a predicted model, not a curated record
ACUCAGUGCAACUUUCUCUCUCUCUCUCUCUCUCUUGAAUUCACCGAAGCUGAGGAACUAAAGUGAAAAAUUCGGUGCUGUAACAGUUAUAGAUACAGUAUUAUACAAGCGUUGGGAUUUUGUCGGUGGCAUUCGAAGCUGCACUCGAGAUCUUCUGAUUUCCCCCAAAUAAAUCAAACAAAUUGUUUUAGUUGUGCGAUCUUCUUUAGUUAAACUUUUUCGAGAUCGAUUUUACUUUCUGUAGAGAAUCACAUUUCACUUGCUCAAAGCUUUGUUCGAAAAUCACUGUGUUCAGAGUUUCUAAUCCUGGAAAUAACCAACUCUGGUGGUGUUUCUUGGAUUUUAAUUUCAAGAAAUUUGUUUGUAUAUAGGUUCAUUUUUUUGAAAUGUUAUAUAAGCCUUGGUAAUUGAUAAUUUUUUGAGAUGGAUGAAGGAACUUUAGUUAGGCUAUCACCACUGAGGCCUGGCGGAGGCGGCGGCGGUGGUGGUGGAGGCGGCUUAAAGUCACCAUCGUCGGGGAAGUCAACUCCGAGGGGUUCCCCUUCUUUCAGGAGAUUAAACUCGGGGCGAACUCCUAGAAGAGACGCACGUAGCGGUGUGUUUAGCUCUCACUGUCUUAGAAGUAACCGCAUUGUACUUUGGUUGCUUCUAAUCACUCUUUGGGCUUACGCCGGAUUUUAUUUCCAGUCGAAAUGGGCCCACGGUGACAACAAGGAAGAUCUCUUCAGCGGUGGCUAUGGUGGCGAAUCGGGCGGUGAUAAAUUCGAACCACAGAUCAAGAAUCGGAGGAGGGACUUAAUUGCUAAAGUCGAUUCUGCGGCCGUUGAGUUGAAAAACGAUACUAAUGAGUUGAGUUUGAAUAAGAGUGUUAUGGAUGUGGUUCUUGCGAAGAACACUACGUUGGAUAAAAACAAGCCCUCGAAGAGGAGAAGUAAGAGAUCUCUUCGUAGGAAGAAACCAGUUAGUAGUAAGCCAAAGGCGAUGGCUGAAGAGGAAGUGGAAAGCGAAGUUGAUAUGCAAACAGAGGAAAUCAUACCGAAGAAAAAUACGACUUACGGAUUUCUUGUGGGCCCGUUUGGAUCUGUGGAGGACUCGAUUUUGGAGUGGAGUGCUGAGAAAAGGUCGGGUACUUGUGAUAGGAAGGGAGCUUUUGCUCGUUUAGUUUGGUCAAGAAAGUUUGUUUUGAUCUUCCAUGAGCUGUCUAUGACUGGAGCUCCACUCGCCAUGCUGGAACUUGCAACGGAGUUUCUGAGCUGUGGGGCCACAAUAUCGGUUAUUGUCCUAAACAAACGAGGCGGAUUGAUGUCGGAACUUUCUAGAAGAAAAAUCAAAGUUCUCGAGGACAAAACCGAUCUUAGCUUCAAAACAGCCAUGAAAGCCGAUAUCAUCAUUGCAGGUUCUGCUGUCUGUUCAUCCUGGAUUGAGCAAUACCUGUCACGAACUGUGCUCGGUUCAAGCCAAAUAAUGUGGUGGAUAAUGGAGAACAGAAGAGAGUACUUCGACCGUUCGAAGCUUGUCCUAAACAGAGUGAAGAAGUUGAUUUUUCUGUCCAAAUCGCAAUCCAAACAAUGGCUAUCGUGGUGCGAGGAAGAAAAAAUCCAAUUAAAAUCGGAGCCUGCGCUCGUACCUCUCUCCGUUAACGACGAGCUGGCAUUUGUGGCGGGAAUUCCAUGCUCGUUGAACACUCCAUCUUUCUCCACAGAGAAGAUGAUGGAGAAGAGAGGGUUAUUGAGAAGCGCAGUUAGAGAAGAAAUGGGGCUGAGCGAAGAUGACAUGCUCGCCGUUUCGUUGAGCAGUAUAAACCCGGGGAAGGGUCAGCUGUUGCUUCUAGAAGCAGGGCGUUUCUUGAUCGAACAACCUCGGACAGAUCAGACGAAUUUAAGGUUGUCGAGUGAAUUUGAUUCGAUGGUGUUUGAUGGAGAUUCUUCUGGCUUGAGGAAACUCUUGUCUGAGGGUAAUAUUGGAAAGAAGGGUGGGAAUCUAAAGAUUCUUGUUGGUUCGGUGGGGUCUAAGAGCAAUAAAGUACCUUAUGUGAAGACGCUACUUAAUUUUCUGUCGAUGCAUUCGAAUUUGUCAAAGGUUGUGAUAUGGACCCCAUCUACUACUCGUGUUGCUUCGCUUUAUGCUGCAGCGGAUGUUUAUGUCAUGAAUUCGCAGGGAAUCGGGGAGACCUUCGGAAGAGUAACAAUCGAAGCCAUGGCAUUUGGACUUCCUGUGCUUGGAACUGAUUCUGGAGGAACAAGAGAGAUUGUUGAACACAAUAUAACCGGUCUUCUUCAUCCUUUAGGUAGGGCGGGGGCCCGAAUUCUUGCGAACAAUCUUCAAUUCUUGCUCGAGAAUCCAAAUGCAAGGCAAGAAAUGGGAUUAAAAGGUAGAGAAAAAGUUGAGAAGAUGUACUUGAAGAAGCACAUGUUUCAGAAGUUUGGUGAGGUAUUGUACAAGUGCAUGAGAAUUAAGUAGGCAUUUUGCAGGAGAUUGAUUCAUCAACAUUCUAUAUAAAUAGUGAAAUCUUUGUUAUUUGUGCACGAGAGUGUAAUCAUCUGAUGUUCGUGUGCCUUGGACCAUUAAUCGGUAUUCCGAAAUGCCGUUUUUUUUCCUU